Poeciliopsis prolifica (blackstripe livebearer) is the source of this 4491-nucleotide messenger RNA. Its product is annotated as GTPase IMAP family member 8. NCBI's taxonomy places the organism in Eukaryota, Metazoa, Chordata, Actinopteri, Cyprinodontiformes, Poeciliidae. The transcript has 5 exons. Gene Ontology annotation, molecular function: GTP binding. The record is from RefSeq and is a predicted model, not a curated record. Bases 83 to 2809 code for a protein of 908 amino acids.
ACCCAACCUUUUGUUGUCACUCCUUUAGUAGCAGACUUUGCUUUCCAUAUGACAAACCUGGAAAUCCAAACAAAACCUAAAAAUGUGUGACUGUCUUCAGUCUGACAUGGCAAAAAGCAAGCUCUCAAUAUGGGAUUCCCGGGGAGCGUCACAGUUACAGAUUGUCCUUCUUGGAGGAAGGAACUGUGGGAAGAACUUCCUGGGGAACCUGAUUCUUGGGAAAGAGGAGUUUGUAACCAAGGAGAGGACUUCUUCUACUCGGAGGCUGGGAGCGGUGUCCGGCCUCUGGCUCACGGUGGUGGACACUCCCGGCUGGUGGUGCGACUCCAGCGCUCAGGACACUUCCAACCUGGUGAAGAGGGAGAUCAUAACCAGCGUCUCCUUGUGCUCACCGGGCCCUCACGCGUUUCUGAUCACAGUGAAGGCGAGCUCGGUCUUCUCAGAGAGGCGUCGGAGAGCCGUGGAGGAGCAUGUGACCCUGCUGGGCGAAGGGGCGUGGGGUCACUGCGUCGUCGUCUUCACCUUCGCUUACAGGUUUCAGCACACACACGCAGAAGAGUGUGUGGAAAGAGGCGGGGCGGCCCUGCGCUGGCUGGCUGAGAAGUGCGGUCAGAGGUGUCACAGCGUCGUCCUGAACGACGGCGCUGAUAUAGCAGAGCUGCUGGUGAAGGUGCAGAAACUCGCUGCAGAAAAUGGAGGCAGAGUGUUUGAGAUGCGGGAAAAGGUUUUGCAGAAAACUGCGGAGGAGAAGAGAGGAGCAGCAGAGAGAGCUGAGCUGAGGUUUUUAAGAAUGAAACGUCAAAGAUCUCUCCUGAGGGAGAAGUCAAGGCCAGUCACUGCCAUCCGCCUGGUGCUGCUCGGAGCGAAGGGUUCAGGAAAGACUUCAGCUCUGAACACCAUCCUGGGCAGAGGACACAGCAGAAAACUCAGCAGAACUGCUCAGUGUUCGGUUGGAGACGCUGUGGUGUUUGGCAGACAGGUGACCGCCGUGGACACUCCGGGCUGGUGGAUGAACUACUUCUGCAAUGAGACUCCCCUCUUCGACCGGAGGGAGAUGGUGCUCAGCUUGUCUCUGUGUCCUCCGGGGCCUCACGUCUUCCUGCUGGCGAUCCGAGUGGACCGAGCCUUCACGGAGACCUACAGGAGAGCAGUGCAAGAACACCUGGAGCUCAUCAGCGAGUGGACCUGGGCUCGCACCAUCCUGCUGUUCACCUUCGGGGACUGGCUGGGCGACACCACCACCGAGAAGUUCAUCGAGAGCGAGGGGGAGCCUUUGCGGUGGCUCGUUGAGAAAUGCUCCAACCGGUACCACGUUCUGAACAAUAAAACCAAAGGAGAUGGAUUCCAAGUCAGAGAACUGAUUGGGAAGAUUGAGGAAGUGAUGACGUGUGGCUGCGAUGGAAGCUGGCAUUACGAAAUAGAGAGGAGAGAGUUGGAAGAAAUGAAGAGGUGGAUGAAGGAAGAGGGAGAGAGAGCCACCGACCGGCUGAGGAGGAAGGAGAAACAAAGACUGGUGGCAAAGUCUGAGCUGGAGAAUCUUGCCCCUCUGCGAGAGCUCAGGAUGAUUCUAGUUGGUGGCAGGAGAGGAGGAAAGAGCUCAUGUGGAAACACAAUCCUCAACAGACACGACUUUCCCACAAACACCCAAACUGUCUCCUGCUGUGAAAACCAGUGCAGAAUCGAAGGAAAGACCGUCUCUGUGCUGGACACUCCUGGACAUUUCCCCGUAACCUCAGAGGUCCUGAGGACUCCUUCGGCCUUCCUGUUGGUCGUCAACGUAAGCUCCUCGUUCACGGCUCUCCACCGGGAAGCCAUGGAGGAGCAGCUGGAUGCUGGUGGGAGCCAGAUCUGGAGCAGAGCCGUGGUGCUGUUCAGCCACGGCGACUGGCUGGGAGACACCAGCGUGGAGCAACGCAUCGAGAGCGAAGGAGAGCCGCUGAGGAGGCUGGUGGAGCGCUGCGGGAACAGGUACCACGUCCUGGACAAUAAGAACCAGGGAGACGCAGCGCAGGUCAGGGAGCUCGUCCAGCUGGUGGAGGAGAUGCUGGCCACAGAGAGGCGGGUUCAUAAAGACGACCCGCUGUGGACACGGGUCAGUUCUGCAGAGGAACAGCAGAAUAAUGCGAUGCUGCGCAGGAGGAAUCUAAGGAAACAGAUGAGAAGAAGAAACCGACUGUCUCUUGACUUGGCUGAAUCUGGAUCUUCCUUGUCUUAUCCAGAGGAGUUAAACCCGACGCAGGUUGUGGCUUUGCCAGCCAGAAGAUUGGGAAGGCAGCCUGGAUUUGUGUUUUCGGAGCACAGCAGCUUGGUGUUCCUGUCUGUGCUCAAGCGGAGCUGGUCAGCGAUAGAGUUACCUCUCAGGUUCCCGUCUCCUCACAGCCUCAUGCUCUCACCCAGGCAGCAAACGAUGCUUCUGGUUUCAUAUCAGAGUCCACCCAGCUUUCCCUCAGAGGAAAACCUAGUUAGCGUCCAUUCUCUCUGCCAUCCGGUUCUGAGAGAGCGCGCUCUCCGCAGGAUGUGCGAGUCCGGCGGCCUGCAGGCUCUGAUCGACCAGUGGGGCAACAGCAGCCUGGAGGAGCUGGAGUCCUUCAUCGACUCGUACUUUGAGAUGGUGUGGGAGCAAACCAUGGGCUCGUUUCAGGCCUCUGAGUCCCAGCCUCCGGCCACCGUGGAGGACGCAGCCGUCAGGGACGCAGGAGGAGAGGAGCUGCUGUUAUCCAUCGACAGGAAGCUGACGAGGCUGGACCUGCUGGAGGAGAUCCGCAGGGAUCUGGCAGAAGUUAAGAGGAAUCUGGAGGGCAACACAUGAACUCAGAGAGCAAAAAUGAAUCACAAACUUAUAAUUAACUCCAUGGAUAUAUAUUACAUCCAUAUGCAGCUCUGAAAAAAGAGACCACUUGAAAUGAUCAAUUUCUCUGAUUUCACUCUUUAUAUGUGCAUGUUUUAGUGAAGUGAACAUUGUUCUUUUAUUCUAUGAACUACUGACAAUUUGUAUGUAAAAUUCCAAAGAAAAUGUUUUUAUUUAUUAGCAGCAAAUGAGAAAAUAAUAAUAAUAAAAAAGAUGCAGCACUUUAAAACCUCAAAUAAUGAAGAGAAAACAAAUUCAUAUUCAUUUAGAAACAACAAUACUGAGGUUUUAACUCAGGAAGAGAUCAGACAUCAAUAUUUGGUGGAAAAACCAGAAUUUUUCAGUUUUUCCAGAGCUGUCCAUUUAAAAAAGUGCGGUUUUUGUCCACAAGAUGGCGCUAUUAUCCAGCGCAAAAUCAGCGGUGGAGAAAGUAUCAAACAGUGUACUUCAGUAAAAGUACAAAUAAACAACCACAUUAACAGUUUUACUUGAGCAACAGUACUUGCUUUUAAAAAUAUUCAAAGUAUAGAAAGUAAAAGUUCUGACUGUAUUUCUUAAUGCAGUGCCUCUGCAUGUAUAUUUUCUUUAAGACAUCAAUAGAGUUGCGCCAUUUUAAUAAACAAUGCUGCAGAUAAUACACACUUUUGUUGGACCUUUAAAGGAUUUUAGUAAACACAUUCAAGCUAAAGGUUCCUGAGUGAAAAAAAUGGCAUUACAACACAGAAACAAAGUACUUUGCUACAUCCCAUAAGAUGGCACAAAAUAUUAGAUAUCAGGGUUCACCCCAGUGUACUGUAAGCCUGGCAGGCCACCAGGCUAAGCAUUGCUUAUUUAUUUAAGUCUUUUUAAAAUGUUUGCAUUUUCAAAAGGCUUUAUAGUUGGUGUUCAAGUAUCAAUCUACCAAUCUUUCAAUGAUGAAUAAUUCUGACGAUACACAAAGCUGUUCACAUUUUCUUUCUUGAGCUUGUUGAGUACGUGUCAAACACAAGGCUCAGGGGCCAAAUCCGGCCCGCCGUAGCUCUUUAUGUGGCCUCCUAGACUCCAGAUUUAUUCAUAAAUAAAACCUUCAAGACAGCAGUUGUGUGCUUAAAUGUCAUUUUAUUAAUUAAAUCAAAGUGUCUUUUAUUUGUUAAUACUUCUAGUUUUAUUACAAUUGUGGAAAUUCACACAAAUUCAACAAAUUGUGUAAUUUUUUGUGCUAAUGAAUAAUUGUGAGUUUACUGAAAAUGUUCCAAAAACAUUCAGAGUUCAGAGUGACGCCAACUCCAACCUGCAGGUGGCAGUAUAUUUUACAUCUUGAUGUCAAGUUAUAGCUCGAUAAUUUGCAAGUAAUGAAAAGUCACAUUUGUGCAAAUGUUCCAAAAACAUUCAGAGUUCAGAGUGACGCCAAUUUCCUGCAAAGAUUUUAAAUGAGCAAUUUAUUGCAAAAAGAAAUGUACAAAAAAAAAACUCCCCGAAAUCCUGAAGGGAUUGAUCGUUGUGAAAAUCUGUUAAAUAUGAUUUUAUUUGAAGAAGAACUUCUAAUCGUUUGUUUAACAGGUUAAUUGAUAUAUUUCAGCCCUUUAAGAGCAUUUGUGAUGUUAAUGUGACCCAAAAUAAAAACGAGUUUGACGCCACUGUCUGAUGGUGGUUAAAAACAAGAA